GCUACUUUCACUUUCACGAUGAGGGUUGGCAGUUUAGCAAUAAUUAUUUCUUUUGCAAGCUUUAUUUUAGAAACAGAUUGCCAGAAGUAUCAACCAACAUGGGAGAGCAUUGACUCCCGACCCAUUCCAGCAUGGUACGACGAUGCCAAAGUUGGAAUGUUCAUCAACUGGGGUGUGUACUCUGUCCCGUCGAUGCAUAGCGAGUGGUUUUGGUGGUUCUGGAAAGGAGGACCGACGGCCGAUGUGGUGAACUUUAUGAAGAAAUUCUACCCGCCAAAUUUUACCUAUGCAGAUUUUGCAAAGCAGUUUCGCGCAGAAUUUUAUGAUCCAAACAAAUGGAAAGAAAUCAUUCAAGCCUCAGGUGUAAAAUAUGUUGUGUUGACAUCCAAACAUUGUGAUGGAUUUAACAUGUACCCAACCAAUGUGACUUAUCAGUGGAACGCAAGAGAUGUUGGUCCCAAGAGAGAUCUAGUGGGUCCUUUGAAAGAAGCAUUGAAGGGGACAGAUGUAAGAUUUGGUAUCUACCAUGACAUGAUUGAAUGGUUCAACCCACUGUGGCUUGAAGAUGUCAAGAAUAACUACACAACAAAUAGAUUUGUUAAAGACUAUAUGCUGCCUUUGAUGUAUGAGGUUGUCAAUGCCUAUGAACCCGAUGUUUUCUGGAAUGAUGGUGCCUGGUUAGCUCCAUCAUGGCAUGCUCCAAGCUGGUACUGGAAUGCUACUAUAUUCUUGGCCUGGCUGUACAAUAACAGUCCUGUCAAAGAUGAAGUGGUCACUAAUGACAGAUGGGGAGUGGACUGUGACUGUAAACAUGGGGGAGUCUGGACCUGCUCGGACAGGUUCCAUCCAGGUCAUGUUCUGCCACAUAAGUGGGUAAAUGCCAUGACAUUAGAUAAACUCUCAUGGGGAUACAGAAGGGAUGCUGAUCUAAGCCAGUACUAUACUAUAGAGGAACUCCUGGAGGAAAUGAUAUAUACUGUUAGCUUUGGAGGAAACAUACUUAUCAAUGCUGCACCAACAGCUUGGGGAACUUUUGACCCAAUUUACGAGGAAAGAUUCCGACAGCUUGGUUCAUGGCUGAAGGUCAAUGGGGAAGCUAUUUAUAAAACAAAAUCCUGGAUUUUUCAAAAUGACACAUUGGCGGCAAGAGCAUGGUACACAGCAUCCAAGUCUGAGAAAAAUGUGAUCUACUGUUUGGUUUUGGAUUGGCCAGAGAAAAAUGAAAUUACUCUGGGGUCAUUGAAGGAUAUGUCAGUUUCCAUGGUAACAUUGCUAGGGUCGGAUGCAGCAGUAUAUUUUGUCCAGGAAGCAACAGGAGUGAGGAUUUUAUUCCCCGCCCUAAAUGUGCGCAAAAUGCCUUGUCUUUGGGCUUGGGCCUUGAAAAUAACAUUAAAGAAAUAGAUUGCUGGUUGAUUUUUCUGAAUUAUUAGUUAUCCAGGCCCAAUCAAGGGUGAACGGGGAUUUAACCCGGGUUGUAUUCCAUACACCAUGAGGCCGAAGGAGGUAUGGAAUACAACCUGGGGUAAAUCCCCAUAAACCCUUGAUUGGACCUGGAUAACGAAUUUAUUUUCUAUGUAUCCAAAUAAAUUGUUUAUAAACAAGUCCAAUCAACUGUGUUUCAAGCUAUCGAUAAGAUUUACUAAGUCCUACAAUGCAUCAUGACGUCAUGUUAUUUGCUUUUUAUCAUAGAGAAACUUUGCAUUUUUACCCCCGGCUAAAGUCAGGUGUAUGGAAAUUUACACCCGACUUUGUAAUCAAUCAAAGCUCGUGUUACAAGCUACAUAGGAAAUAAUUGAAUUUAUUCUUGUAUGGAAACUACUGAACAAAUUUCAACAAAUCUAAAUACAUAUACUAGUAGUUAUAUAUUACAUUAUUAUAUAUACAAGAUAAACUUGGUCAUCUAAGAGGCAAACUCUUUAAAUAUGAAAAUGUUAAAGCAAUGAAACCUUAAUUUACUGAAUAGCAAAAUUCACAAGUUCUAGCAUUAAAAUGAUGAUGUUUUAAAUUGCCUCAGACUCAAAAAAAAAAUCAUUCUAUAUUUUUCUACUAAACUACUACACACAGCUGGUUGCUAGAUGAUAUGGAGUUCUUGUAACAUAACUGGUACACAAAAGUAGCAUGUGUGUAGAGAAGUUGUCAAAAAAGUUUGAUGCUCGAGAGACCUCCAGAGCCCAUGAGCCUCUUUUUUUAACUUCAUUUUUUUUUUUUACCUUUUGUUUGACUAAAUCCUGAAUUGUUGAUUUUUUUUUUUCAAAAUAACAAAAAUGUAAAUCAAACAAAAAUUUAUUUUACAAUUUGACUCCACAAAGUGUAUCAAAGAAGGGAUAAAAUAUAUAUUCCUAUACAAAGAUACUCAUUCUCAAAAGAUGUACAUAAUACAUGUAUACUCAAAAUACUGUAUGGUAUAGGGACCUAAUGCUACUAAAGCAUAUUUCUUAAAUUUCUGUACAUUUUGCCAUUUGUUUCAUUAAUUUUUACCAUAGGGCCAACUUUAAAAUAAUGUUUGCUUGCCCUCUCCAGACUCACGAUGAAAAAUUGGGGUAGGUAGGUGGGAACAUUUUUUUUUUUUCAGAAAAUUUUCAAAUCAAUGCUGAUUUUCAAAAUCUAUUUUCUGGAAUGCAUAAAAAAAAUUGUUUCCUCGAGGUUAAAAAAAAGUUUUGAGUCAGGCAAUUUUUGCCAGUCAGUUGGGAGAAGGCAAACAAACAAAUUUUUGAAGAUGGCCUAAAAAUGCAUAUUUUUUCUAUGGAAAAAAAAAUGUAUUGUACUUAAUUAUAACUUUAAAUAAUAUUUAAUGUUGUCUUCUGAGUAUUAUUUUUAUAUUCUGCAAAGAAAUGUGAUAAUUUUUAUUAUAUGUAACAUUCCAUUUGAUAUAUAUUGUUGUACACUGGUUUGUGCUUCUAUCUAAAUAUGAUAAAAUCUUUUAAAAUAUUAUACAUGUACAUUCCUACAAGUUAAUUUAAAUUUGAGGAAUUACACCAAUUAUUAAGGAUUAUCACAUCAAUGCCAUCUUAAGAUAUUUGUACAUAAUUGGAGUGUACACAUAUACAUGUACAUGUAUAUCCUUUUCCUAGACCCAUGACAACCUUAGAUAGUGCCCUUUGAAGUGUAAGACAUCAACAAUGACUGUUGUUACAUGAAGUGUAUGUAGAACUGAUAGCAUUUCAGAUAGGCUAGGGCAUUUCUUUGAAAAAGUUUUACUUCUUUCAGAAGCAUUGUACUACCUCUUUAUGAUUAAAUUAUCCUAUAUUUUCUUGUGACUCUAUACAAGUGUUGCUGUAGCCUAUAUUUUUCUUGAUUAUAAUCUAAUUUAAACCUCAAAGACAAAGUUUUUAUGCUGACUCACUAAGAGGCUAUGAGACAUAUCACUAAUUGCAGCUGUGUAAUAACUAGGCCAUCGGAGAAGACAAACAAAAACAUACUUACCGAACAAGGAAGUGGGAAUAUAUGUGAUGUUUAUAUAUACAUGUACAUCAAUUUUGUACAUAAAUUAUAUUUUUAACAGUCCUGGUCACACAAAAAAAUAAUAAUGAAAUCCAUUGCAUUUUUUUUUAAGUUUUUAGUCCCAUUCCCUUUAAAUGUGAUACUAGCAUUUUUAUAUCUGUAGAUUUUUUGUAAUUUUUUUUCUAUUUUACACAUAUGUGUAUGAAUAUUGAAAAAAUAUUGUAUUUGACCUAUACUGUUAUGCAUGCAACUGCUUAAUAUUGCAUGUACAUGUAUUUUGAAUAGAUUCCCGUAUACCAAGUGAUGGGAUGGUUGCAAUAAAUUCUCUGCAUUCAGUUGAUUUUAUAAAUUACUUGAAUUUCAAGCUGCAUGCUUUAAAUUACCCCAGACUACUGUAACUGGCAAGAGAAGAUAUUCAUGCAAAUUGAAUAAAGCAGUAGACAAAAAAUAUUUGACAAAAAGCAUGGAAUAUGAAAACUUCAUUGAUUUCUACCUGCAUAUUUAAAAUAAAUAUUUUUAAUUAC
Messenger RNA from Saccostrea echinata, 3965 nucleotides. Its product is annotated as plasma alpha-L-fucosidase-like. Lineage: Eukaryota; Metazoa; Mollusca; Bivalvia; Ostreida; Ostreidae. Gene Ontology annotation, cellular component: lysosome. Bases 19 to 1401 code for a protein of 460 amino acids. Gene Ontology annotation, biological process: fucose metabolic process; glycoside catabolic process. Gene Ontology annotation, molecular function: alpha-L-fucosidase activity. The record is from RefSeq and is a predicted model, not a curated record. The transcript has 8 exons.